CAUAAGGUUUUGGUAUGAACCGAAGUAUAACUUCAAGAUAAAGUUGCAAAGGUAUUGAAGUGAAGCAAAGUGAAAGAAAAAGCAGGGACGACAGCAACCAGCAACUAAGAUGAAGAAAACUGGUUGUCUUCUUCUCGUCCUAUGCUUGGCAUUGUUUACUACAGCAAAAUUGCAUCAUAAGAAAAUAGGUCAUAAACACAGGCAUAAAGUGAAACGUCAAACGAAUUCUUACGAAAACUACCUUGCAUCGACGCCACAAGAUAGUUCAGUUUCUGGACAAUAUGAUCAGAAUAACAGUCCAGCUGCUGCUGGGACUGACGAGAGUCAGCCAGCUUGGUGUCAGGAUGAUAUUCAGUGCGCCAACUUUCAUAAAUCUGAUUGCAAAACUGAUCCUUGGGUGAUGAUCAACUGCGCACGAAAAUGUAAUCUUUGUAUGAAAAAUGCCGAUGAGAGUACUUCAAAAAAUGCUGGUUCCGCGAGCCAAACAACCGAUACUCAGCAAAAAACUACAAGUGAAUAUGCUGCUCAAGCUGAUGGAGGUGCAAGCCAAACAAAGCAAAGCAAUGUCGAGCCAACCGCUCAGAGUGCUUCCACUACUCAAAGUGCUUCCACCGCAAAAAGUUCUUCACCUGUUCAAAGUGCUUCCACCGCCGCUCAGACGACGUCCACGGCUGAUCAGUCAGAUGCCGUUUCAAGCCAGUCAAAUGCUGGACCAAAACAAACCACUACUCCUUCUAGCCAAUUAGAUGCAGAGAAAACCCAGUCGAGUGCUCAGUCGAGCCAAUCCAAUGCUUACGAAACUCAAGCAAGUAGUAGUGCAAACCAGCAGGACAGUGCCAACAACCCAAAUCCAAGUCAACCCUACGCUGACCAGAGACAGACAACGGCUAAACCUGAACAAACGUCAACACCAUCUACGAAUCCGACAUUAAACAAAGAUAGCACGGCUUCUCAACAACCCUCUGCAGCAAGCACAACUUCAACUCAAACCCAGGCAACAAAUCCAGACAGCUCGACAUUUUCCGAUGAACUCCAAGCCGCCAAAGAGCCAAGUGCCGAAUCAACAAGCACAACUCCAGCCAACGUUCCAGCAAAUCCAUCGAGCUCCACUAAUAACCCUGCUUCUCAAAACACAGCUCAAAACGACCAGUCGGCAUACUCACAGGGAGACUCUAAACAAACAACCGCCAGCCCUAGCGGCAGCUCAACGACUACAACCACUACCCAGACGGACGCUGCACCAGCGAACGCGUAUUCUGCUGACAGCUCAAAGCAAACUACUGAAAACCCAUCGGCCACAACAACCUCGACACAAAUUGGUGCAGCACAAGCUGAUCAAACGAAGACGAAAAGUGGCAGCUCAACCACUACCCAGACGGACGCUAUACCAGCGAACGCGUAUUCUGCUGACAGCUCAAAGCAAACUACUGAAAACCCAUCGGCCACAACAACCUCGACACAGACUGUUGCAGCACAAGCUGAUCAAACGAAGACGAAAACUGACAGCUCUCAACAAACUACAGCCAGCUCAAGUCAGAGUGAAAGCCCGGCUACUACAACACCUGCAAGUCAAGUGAACACAGCUGAAACCUCGAUGCAAGGAGAAGCAACAAACAUCAAGGAGUCCAAAUAUGCAUCGUAUUCCCAAACGUCUCCAGAGAAUCCAGCUUCAACUGACACAUCUCUGUAUAAUACUCAAUCUGAUAGACGAACGUCUGAGAAUAAGCCAACAGAUAAUCCACAGACGACAACAGCAGCAUCUUCAGGCAAAAGUUCCGAUACAAAUGACUCCCCAUAUUUCACAUCGUCAAAUGACCAGACUCAAAAUUCGGAUACUACGCCAAAACCAGACUCCCAGACAACCACUGAUAACAAGUUGCGUUAUAGCUACACGAUGCAGAUUGAAGAUCUCCCAGAAUCCCAACAAGAUAACGAUAACAAAGAUAAGGCCAAACAGGGUGAAAAACCUCUUCUUAAUGAAGAAGAUAUCAAUAUUACCUUGCCAAAUGCUAAGAAGUCGAAAGACAAGGAAAGCGAUUGGUGCAAAGAUGAAGAGAAAUGUUCAACGACGAAUGAAACAGAUUGUACUAAAGAUUGGAUGCAAUUGAAUUGCCCGAAGAGAUGUGGAAUAUGUGGAGGUGCCUCUGAAAAAAGCUCUUCUGAACCUGAUCAAAAUGGCGCCAGCAUAGUUGAACCAAAAGAGGCAAAGCACAAGGGUUCUCUUGAGGAUAUUCGGAUCACUUUGCCGUCCACAAUGGUUGCUGGUGAAGAUUGCAAAGAUCACGUGGAGUGCAUUGAAUAUCCAGUUUCAUCUUGUAAUAACGGCUGGAUGAAGCAAAACUGUCGAAGAAAAUGUGCUCUUUGUGGAGCUAAAACUAAGAAAUUACCACAAACAAAGACGGAGGAAUACACUUUAGGCAAUACGGGCGAAUCUGAAGUGUGUUAUUAUGAUGGUAUCCCACACGAGCACGGUAGCAAGUGGUCACCAGGGCCCUGUACUCCUGAAUGCGCAUGUCAAAAUGGUAAUGUUCGCUGCACAGUCAUUCAAUGUCCAAAGCUGACGUGCAGUAAACAAACGAAGAAAAGGUGGAGCUGUUGUCCGGAGUGCACAAAUGGAGAUGAGAAUUGCGUAAAAGCAAUCAAUGCAAAAACCAAGAAAUCUUCGUGUUGCGUGUUGCCGUUCAUUUACAAAGGAGUUCAAUAUGAAACUUGUACAGCGGAGAAUCAUAACCAACCUUGGUGUUCUUUGAGCGAAAAUUUUGAUCUUGACGGAAAGUGGGGGGAUUGCAUCGAACCGAAGCCAAUCACAACGAAGAUCGUACAUUACGUCACCAAGAAGCCUAAAAAGCAUCCGCACAAACAUCGCAAGAAGCAUUAUUAUUCCAAAACACACGGCAAGAACAAGAAGCACGAAAAAGCCUUCUUCAAAAUAGGACAGGACACACAAAAUGCUUAUCAAGAAGAUUCUCAUGUUGUUUCCAUGCCGUUUGCAAACGCGAGCAAAUCACAGGAAGAAAUCGAGGCUGAAGAAGAAGAGAUUUUGAGAAAAUAUGGAAAUCAGGAAUCCGAAGAGGAAAACGACGAAGAACCUGAAGCGUUGGAUGGUGGUUAUGCGGAAUGGUCAUCAUGGAGCAAGUGUCUUACGCCAUGCGGCGGUGGGGUGCAGGAAAGAUUCAGGAAAUGCGAUCGUCCUCCUCCUGCCUUCGGUGGUUUGGAUUGCCGCCAUAUUGGACCGGCACUUGAGUCACGUGAAUGCAAUAAUAUCCCAUGCCCUGUACAUGGUGGUUUUAGCAGCUGGAGUCCCUGGGUUGAGUGUAGCACAAGCUGUGGCGGGGGAGUCACGACUAGAUCACGUCUUUGCGAUAAUCCAUCACCAAGAUAUGGCGGAAAUGAUUGCAGCGAAGGAAAACAGGGAGCGUCUGUCGAAUCAAAAACAUGCAAUAGCUUCCAAUGCGAAGGUGCAGAUUUGUUCACUCAGUGGUCUGAAUGGACCGAGUGUAACAAGGAAUGCGGCGGUGGCGUCAGCUUUAGGAAACGUACUUGUACCAGUCCCCUGCCUGGUGGUAACGGUCAAGAUUGCAGCUUACGCGGAUCAGUAUCACAGACAAAAGCAUGUAACAUGGAGCCAUGUUCUGUCAAUGGAGGAUACACACAGUGGACUGAGUGGUCCACGUGUUCCCGGAGUUGUGGCCCUGGUAUUACUUCCCGGCAUAGAACGUGCACACAACCAGUACCUUCCGCAGAUGGUAAGGAUUGUUCGGUCAUUGGAGAAUCUUUCCAACAGAAAGUGUGCUACCUAAACAAUUGCAAAGCCUCAGGAAGAUGGACUAACUGGACGAAUUGGAACAAAUGCACCUUACCAUGUGGGGGUGGUAUUCAGACUCGCACCAGGAAAUGUAUUGAAAAACCGUGCGAAGGAAAUGCUCAUCAGAGUCAACUAUGCAAUGCAUAUCAUUGUCCAAUUAACGGCCAUUUUACGGAUUGGUCAGCAUGGUCAGCUUGCUCUAAGUCUUGUGGUGAUGGCCAGUCGACACGAACCAGAAAAUGCGAAAAUCCUUCACCGAAAUUCGGCGGGAAAACCUGCACCGCUCAAGGACUAGGUCCCAGUAAAGAGAAGCAAAAGUGCAACGUCAAAGAUUGUCAAAUAUCACGUGACGGUGGCUACAGCCAAUGGAGCGCGUGGACUGAGUGUUCAAUGACGUGCGGAACUGGAGCAAUGUCGCGAUAUCGAGCCUGUGAUAACCCACGUCAAGCGGGAGCCGGAAAAGAUUGUACAAGGCUUGGUGUUGGCGCACAAAGUGUACCUUGCUUCCUCAAGGAAUGCCCAAUAAAUGGCAAUUACAGUGAGUGGUCAGGCUGGUCAGCGUGUUCGGCGUCGUGCGGCGACGGUUCCCGAUCUCGCACGCGAAGUUGUACAAACCCUGAGCCGAUGACGGGCGGUAAGAGCUGUGCAGAGAUUGGGGAUGAUAUUGAGAGUGAGACUUGUUACCAAGGACCUUGCCCUGUGACGGCGAAGCUCGGUGAGUGGUCUGCUUGGGAAAGUUGUUCAAAGACCUGUGGUUACGGUAUACGACAGCGCAAGCGCAGAUGUCUUGGCUCAAAUGAGUUUGGGGAGUCAUAUUGUAAUGAUGAUGGACUGGGGUUGUCUCAGCAGGCAGAGCGAUGCUUUGAACGAUCUUGUCCAGUUGAUGGGAAUUUCGGGCCGUGGUCCGCUUGGUCAGUGUGCACUGCGACGUGCGGCGGAGGUGCCAUGAGUCGUUUCCGAAACUGCUCCGAUCCUAUUCCGAUGCAUGGCGGGAAAGGAUGUGAGAGAAUUGGCGCUGCAUUUGAAAUCAAGUCAUGUAGUGAUAGCUAUUGCCCAGUUGAUGGUGGUUAUUCGAUGUGGUCCGAGUUUGGACCUUGCUCUCGAACUUGUGGUACUGGUUACCAGACGCGAAAGCGGACUUGCACCAGUCCCUCCCCGGAACACGGCGGCCGGGAUUGUAACCAGUUUGGCUCGACUCAAGACGUUCAAGAAUGUGCAACCGAUCCUUGCCCCAUCAGUGGAAACUUCAGUGCCUGGUCGGAAUGGGCAAACUGUUCAAAACCAUGUGGUAAUGGUGUGAUGGUGAGAUCAAGAUCCUGUAAUAAUCCAACACCAAGUUUUGCUGGCCAAGAUUGUACUUCAUUGGGACCUCAAAUUGAACAGAAGAACUGUAUUCGCGAGUCCUGCCCUGAACGAUGUUCCUGCGGUGGGUGGACCAGCUGGUCAGAAUGCACGCAAUCUUGCGGGGGUGGUUUCCAGACACGUAAACGACAAUGUACCCCUCCUAAAUCUGGGGUCGAAUCUUGCAGUAACGAAGAACAGGAGACACAGCUCUGCAAUUUGAACGUUUGCCCAGUGGAUGGUGGUUAUAGUAAAUGGAGUGAAUGGACGAAUUGUAUAGGAGAUUGCGAGCAUGGAUACAAAUCCCGAUCACGAGAGUGCAAUAACCCGACACCAGCUUUCGGUGGUCGGCCUUGUCAGGAAGCUGGCCUUGGAGAAUCUUAUGAAAGCACCAGUUGCCUCAAGAAUCCUUGUGCAGUAAACGGCAAGUACAGUUCAUGGUCACCAUGGAGCGCGUGUUCAUCUACGUGUGGACUGGGACAGAAGAAACGAACUCGGACAUGUAAUAAUCCGAGCCCUGCAUUCGGGGGACUGGAUUGUAGUCGUUAUGGUGCUUAUGAACAAGCCAUGGACUGCUUUGUGGCUGAUUGUCCAGUCAAUGGUGGUUUCUCUCCCUGGUCAGAGUGGAGUGAAUGCUCCAAGUCAUGUGGUUGGGGAUAUCAAUCACGUGAACGUGAGUGCAACGCACCUGAGCCAUCACGUGGUGGAAAAGAUUGUACAGCAUUUGGUGAUUCCAAUGAACUACAAGCUUGUAUGAUUGUUGAUUGUCCAGUCGAUGGCAAGUUUACUGAAUGGGGAGCUUGGGGCGAGUGUUCUAAGACCUGUGGCGAAGGACGUAAGAGACGUAAGAGAUUCUGCACUGCUCCUAAACCUGACUUCGGGGGUAAAACAUGUGCAGAACAAAAACUUGGUGACACAGCAGAAAUGGCGAGCUGUGAUCUUGGUCCUUGUCCUGACGCUGGAGGUUGGGGCGAUUGGUCAGCGUGGUCAUAUUGUUCAGCUACUUGUGGUCGUGGUAAGAUGGAAAGAUCACGUCAAUGUGAUGCUCCAGAACCUGUCGGUGGAGGAAGGCCCUGCGUGGGACUGUUGACCCAACAGAAAGACUGUACUUUGCGAGAUUGUCCAGUAAAUGGCAACUACACAAACUGGGGUAAAUGGACUGACUGUGAUGCUAAAUGUGGCGAUGGGUUUAAGACCCGAUGGCGGUCAUGUUCAAAUCCUGUUGCCACUGGUGGAGGCCAGGAUUGCGCUGAGUAUGGGCCAGACUCAGAAUCCAAAGUUUGCUUCAAGAAACCAUGUAAAGUGGACGGUUCUUGGGGUCAGUGGUCUCAGUGGUCAAUGUGUAGCAAAACAUGUGGUGAUGGGGCGCAGGUCCGCAGCCGGGUAUGUGACGACCCUAAACCUGCUGCCGGGGGAACUACGUGUGCUGGAACCGCCACUCAAGAGAAAUAUUGCCGAAUGCGUGAUUGCUGUGAUAUCCCGUAUGUGGAUCUCGGCUGUUUCGUCGAUACAGGAAACCCAUCUACAAUGCCCGAGAUGCUGUUAACUGACACAGACCAACGCAGUCCUCUGUUCAGCGGUGUUUCAAUGAAACGCGGAAUUAAAGACUGGGAUGAUUAUAUGUCAAAUUUGAUAUGCCGUUGUGCUCAAAUAACAAACGAGAAAGGUUACACUCACUUUGGUAUUCAAAAUCUUGGCGAGUGUCGCUCGGGAGUGAACGUUGAUAGGUCGUACGCAAGUCAAGGAGCUCGAGUUGCGUACACACAUCAAGGUCCCAGGCCGUGGGUCGGGUGUAUGGGCAGGGGUAUGAAGCAAUGUAAACGACCUUCGCUUAGCUGUGUUGGACAAGAUCAAACAAACUACGUUUAUGGCUUAAAAAACAUCGCUCCUGUGAACGGCAACUACACUUCCUGGUCUCUAUGGUCGCCAUGCUCCAAGAGUUGUGAUCGUGGUCUGACGUCACGUCGUCGUAGUUGUACGAACCCUCCGCCACUUUACGAUGGAAAGGACUGCGAAGAUAUUGGACAAGAUGAAGAAAUGGAGGAGUGCUUCCUAAAACCUUGUGCAGUUAAUGGUGCGUGGAGUGGUUGGGCAAUAUGGAGCGAUUGUUCUGCCUCUUGUGGUACUGGAAGGAGAACACGUAUCCGAGGAUGUAACAGUCCAGCUCCUUCCAAUGGCGGAGAUCUGUGUAAUGGACCAGAUACUGAGAUUGCUGAAUGUUUCAAGAGAGACUGCCCAAGUGAUGGCAGAUGGUCAGACUGGCAGGCAUGGGAACCAUGUUCUGUGAGCUGUGGUUUUGGUGUUCAGUUGCGAACUCGAUACUGCAAUAAUCCAGCUCCUGUGAACGGCGGGAAGAUGUGUGAAGGAGAUUUAGUCGAAAGCUCACCUUGUGAGGCAAAACCAUGUCCUAUAAACGGGGGCUUUGCAGAUUGGUCUAACUGGUCGGUGUGUUCUCGGUCGUGCGGAAGAGGAUCAAAAUCGAGAGUUAGAAAAUGUAUCAACCCUCUUCCACGGUACGGUGGGCAGUCGUGCGAGAGACUGGGACCAGGAGAAGAAAAGAUUCAUUGCAAUGCCAACCCAUGUCCAGUCCAUGGCAACUGGGGAGCCUGGAACGGUUGGAGCAGAUGUUCCGCCGAGUGUGGGCCUGGUGUGAGGACACGUGACCGUAGAUGUAACAAUCCAUAUCCAAAUUACGGUGGAGCUUCGUGUGUUGGCAAAGGUCACGAGUCAACUGUAUGCAGUAUGCCAGACUGUGCCAUUGACGGCAACUGGGGAGCCUGGUCAGAAUGGUCGGAUUGUCAGAGUGAUUGUGGCGUGGCAACCAGACAUCGUACCCGUGCCUGCAUUGAUCCUCCACCCGCACAUGGCGGGCGGGGCUGCGAGGGUGAUGCUGAAGAAUAUAGUGAUUGCAAAUUGGGUCAUUGUCCAAUCGAUGGUAUGUAUUCAGACUGGAGCAUGUGGAGCGGUUGUGAUAGACCAUGUGGAUCUGGGCACAAGACACGCGCUCGAUCCUGUUCCAAUCCAGAGCCUCAAUUUGGUGGUAUGAAUUGCACUGGUCAGGGGUCUGAACUUGAGACUGUUGCAUGCAAUACUGAUCCCUGCAAAGUUGACGGUGGAUGGUCGGGUUGGACAAGUUGGUCGUCUUGUUCGCGUACCUGUGGACUGGGUCUUACCACUCGUUCCAGGAGUUGUUCUUAUCCCGUGGCUGAGUUUGGUGGAAAACCUUGCCCUGGCAAGUCUGAAGAGAAGAAACCUUGCAAAGACUUUGAUUGUUGUGAUGUUCCGUACAAGGAUGUUGGAUGCUUCAUCGAUACCCAACGCACACCUCGGCCGUUGCCAGAACUUCUGUUCAGUGAAAGGGAUAAAAUAUCCUGGAAGAAAUGGAAGAGCUUCAUGUCGGAUUUAAUUUGCAGAUGUGCCCAAGAGGCUCGCUAUAAGCAGUACACACAUUUCGGAGUGCAGCAUUACGGUGAAUGUUAUUCCGGUCCUCAAAGUUGGAAAACGUACAGAGACGAAGGUUUGAGACAAGACUUUACCAGACCACCCGACCCACAACCUUGGGUUGGCUGUGUCGACGAAUCCUUGAAUCAAUGCAAGCAACCAAAUCUGGAAUGCGUUGGAAAACAGAAUACGAACUUUGUUUAUACCAUUGAUCAAGUUAAACCAGUUAAUGGUAACUAUAGUGACUGGACUGCGUGGAGUCGAUGCUCUACCUCGUGUGGGCCUGGCUCAAGAUACCGAACACGAAGUUGCACAAACCCCGCUCCAUCAUUUGGCGGUCAACCAUGUUAUAACAUGGGAGGCGAUGAAGAAGUUGAGGCUUGCUUCCUAAAUGAUUGUCCAGUUGAUGGGGGUUGGAAUAACUGGGGCGAGUGGACUGAAUGCUCAGCCAAAUGUGGAACUGGCGAUAUCUCGAGAUCUCGGCAAUGUGAUAGUCCCGCGCCGCAAUAUGGCGGAAAGAAAUGUCCUGGAAAGGCGACUGAAAGUGUCCCCUGUAACUUCCACAAAUGUCCAGUUCGUGGUGGUUGGGCUGUUUGGUCGGCGUGGUCCAAAUGCUCCUCGUCUUGUGGAAAUGGUCAACAGACAAGGAAGCGAGAAUGCAACAGCCCUAAAGCAGAGUAUGGCGGAGAACCGUGCACUGGUACCUCUGUUGUCUUCCAGAAUUGUGUGGAGAAGGAAUGUCCAGGAAUUUGGGGUGAUUGGUCGGACUGGAGCGAGUGCUCAAGAACAUGUGGUUCGGGAGGAACUCAUUCGAGGACUAGGACCUGUCAAGGAGGACGGUUGUGUGAUGGACCAAGACAUGAGACAGAGCAAUGCAUGCUCCAAGAUUGUCCAGAGUGUUCCAAAUCUGCUGACAUUGCAUUCAUAAUGGAUAGUUCUGCGGCCACAGAUGAGUCAACGUGGAACCGAUUGAAAUCGUUCGCGCGCGGGGUUGCGAAUGCGUUCCUUUUGAAUGAUGAUGCGACGCGCGUGGGCUUGAUCACGUACUCUGCGCGCCCGACACUCGAAUUGAAGUUUGAUGAAAAGAAUGAUCGAGACGAGUUUUCAGAUUUCCUCAAUACGGUAACACCCACCCAUGGUACACCAAAUCUGGAAGAAGCUUUAAUGAUGGCAAAUGAUAAACUGUUUGUUCCUAGUGCUGGUAUGAGAGCAAAGGUGCCAAAUGUUGCAAUCAUCUUAGCCGAGGAAGGGCCGAUGAAUAGUUACAACGAUAGUUCCAUACCGCUGAAAGAAAGAGGAAUUACUUUGAUGAGUGUAGGAGUUGGAAACAGGGUGAAUCAGUACGAAUUACAAAGGAUUGCCACCAGUCCUGAUCAUGCAAUCUUAGUGAAUACACUGGACGACGCCAUUGCAUCUGUAUCAAACGUAGCAAAUGCAACAUGCUUGGCGAAACCAACGCCUCCUCCAGUGAAAUGGGGUCCAUGGAGUGAUUGGUCGUCUUGCUCUCGUCUUUGUGACGCUGGUGUCCGCCAUAGAUUAAGAUCUUGUAUGAAUGGAGACGAAUGUGUUGGAAAGAGCAGGGAGGAGUCUGGAUGCAUGCUUCAGAAGUGUCCUCAGUGCAAGUCGGUCCUUGACGUUGUCUUCGCCAUCCCAAUUUCCGAGAGUGUUCCGAAGACCGAACUCGACGAGGCGAAGAAGUUUGUCCGAGGAGUUAUCGAUGGCCUCAGCAUCUCACCACAGGGUACCCACGUCGGUCUUCUUGGCUACUUCGACUAUCCUAGAGUGGAAUUGAAAUUAGACACCUUUUAUGACAAGGAGGAUAUUUUACGCGCUCUUUCUUCAGUCCAGACAGUCGACGGCUUUAAUAAUACUCGUAUUGAUUCAGCGCUAAAAGCAGCUCAAUCUGACAUGUUUGCACCUGCUAAUGGUGUUCGCGCUUAUAUACCAAAGGUUCUUGUUUUCCUUGCCUCGGGUGAUUCUUCAGAUCAGAACCUUAAAGACGCUGCCAUGCCAUUGAAGAAUGUUGGCACUACAAUCAUACCGUUAGUCACUGGGGACCUGGAGACGAAAACCAUUGCACCGAUAGGAUCCAGUACCCUACACUACUUUGCAUCGGAUAACUUUGGUAAUCUUGCCUCGAAGCUGGAUGCUAUUUCUGCCAAAUUGUGUGGAGCAACACUGGCCACUGGUUCCUCCAUCAAUCGGUUUGGUGCAACCUCGCGUGUCCACGGCAUCUCACAAUUGCUUCUCAAGAGUGGUGAUAAAAAACCUGCAGUCUCGCCACCAGCAAAACCCCAGGUUUCACAGACCAAGACACCGACAGUUGUAAGACCACAGACCGUGGUCACGUCAAAUGCUCCGCCAAAAGUUGCUCCGCAAGGAAAUGCACAGAAACCCGAAGUUAAACCAGCAAUCCAACCUGUUGUAAAUCUGAAUGAGAAAUUAGCCCCAGGAGCUGGUUUAUGGAAGGAUUGGGGUGUGUGGAGCGCUUGCUCGAAAUCCUGUGGAACGGGCAAGAGUACUCGUGUUCGCUUGUGUGACAGCGCAAAAUGUAAUGGCCAGCGUCCAACUCAGGCAUUGCCAUGUAAACUGCAAGACUGUAUAGCGUGUAAUCACAAUCUUGACCUGGUUCUGGCUGUCGACUCAUCAGAUGCUGUACCUAAGAAGGGCUGGAAGAAGAUCAAAUCAUUCAUGACGGGCAUUCUCGACGCUUUCCGAAUCUCUGAGUCGGACACGCACGUUGGCAUCGUAACCUUCUCUUCAGUUCCUUAUCUCGAGACUCGAUUUUCCGAAAAGAGAAACGACAUCACAGAACUGGUGAAGAACAUGCAGCAAUUGCAAGGAAAACAACGCAGGGUCGAUAAAGUAUUGCGAAUGGCGAAUGCUGAGUUCUUUUCUCCUGAAUCAAGAGGCUUUAGGCCGGACAAAAGUAAAGCGUUUGUGGUUAUAACCGGAGGUAACCCGACCCAGGGUACGGAGAAUCUAAUCUCAGCUGUAAGACCGCUGACUCAGAAUGGGGUGUCUGUUGUCGCCGUUGGAAUAGGAUCUGAUGCUGAUGAGGGACAAUUAAGAUCAAUGGGUGGAAGAAAGGAGAAUUCACUUAAAGUUCCAAACUAUGAUGAUCUGCAAUCAUACGUUACCGCUGUAGUUAAAGAUAUUUGCGAAGCCGGACACAAGAAGCCACCGCCAUUACCCGCCCCUGCUCCAAAGAAAGCCGUCUCUAAGGUAGCACCACCACCACCGCAAGCAAGUAAUGCACCGAACAAGAAGCUCUCUUUGCCUGAGAAAAAAAUCGAAUCAUUGAUAAAUAAAUGGGGAACAUGGAGCAACUGGGCAGCGUGCACCAAGACGUGUGGCGAGGGGACUCGUGCGAGGUCUCGUGACUGCGCAGGCUAUAACUGCACUGGACCGUCACUAGACAAGGAAGCAUGCUUUGUACAAGAUUGUCCAGAUUGCCAAAAGAGGAUCGACCUUGUGUUUGCAAUGGAUGGCUCGGAUGAUGUCAUCGACAAGGAGUUUAUGCAAGAGAAGACAUUCGUCACCAAUGUCCUGAACGCCUUUAGUGUCUUGAAGGAUCAGACUCAUGUUGGUGUUGCUACCUAUGGAGCCGAUGUUUCUCAAGAUAUACCGCUGACCAACCAGUUUGAUAAGGACAGUUUGUUCGUGGCUGUCAACUCGCUGAUAAAAAACAAAGGCAAAGGAAAGUUGACAAAGGUUCUGGAGACUGCUCGAAGCAAGCUUUUUACUGGCUCCCGAGAUAAUGUUGCCAAGGUGUUAGUAUUGUUAACCUCCAUGAAGAACAAAAUGGCGGAGAAUCCAGAAAAGGCCGCGCAAGCUUUAAAGAAGUCUGGCAUUGAAGUUGUGGUUGUAGGCGCUGGCUCGAACGAUCGCAGUGCUCGUGAUGUUUUAGGCAAAGUUGCAAGCAGUAAUUCUCGUGCCUUCCCUCUGAUGUCAUUUAAUGAUCUGAUAAACGAUGUCUACCUAGUUGCUACUAGUGCGUGCCAAGCUAAACCGGUUCCAUUAACGGGUGAACCAACCCAAGAAAGCCCAGCAAAACCUUCAGUGUGUUCCAAGCCCUUGGACGUCGCAUUUGCUUUGGAUUCCUCCGAAGACGUCAGCAGUUUCCAAUGGCAACGGCAGAAAGACUUUGUUAGUCAGGUUAUUGAUGGACUACAAAUAGCUCCCGAUGGUGUACAUACAGGAAUUGUAGCCUACGGUGCAAUGCCCACAGUUGAUCUGAAGUUAAACGUAAGAAACAAGGACAAACAAGCGUUGCUUCAAAGUGUCGCCGGACUAAGAAGAGCCGUUGGUAAACGGAAUAUUGGCAGUUUACUAGACAUGUCAAAAUACAAGGUAUUUGGACCUGAUUCUGGCAGACGUUCUGACACGCCGUCAACUCUUGUUGUGCUUCAACUUGGAGCUGAUCGUCCAGGAGCUGAUACCGCGAGUGUGAAGCGAUCUUCAGAAGGUCUACAGAAGGAUGGAGUACGAGUUUAUGUCGUAGGUGUGGGAUCGAGUGUUUCAAGAAAUGAUUUGGUCGCAUUUGCAUCAUCAAACAAUGAUGUACUUCAUCUGCCAUCUUUGAGUGAUAAACGAUUGGCUGGAAGGCUUAUUGACACUUUGUGUGAAGGACCAAAGCAAACGCCUGAAUCCGAUCAACCAUCUUUGGGUCAGGCAGCUCCAAAAUCGCAGGGGAUUCGUCCAGGAACAUCGGACUUACAAAAUGUGUUGCUGACAUCUUCUCCAAGCAAGCCUGCUGUUCCAGCACAGAAUCCUUCAACACCUGAGAAAAAGAAGGAAAAAGAUUUCACUAAGGUCGUCGAUAUAGUAGCAGCAAGCUGUCGUGAGAUUAAGCGUCGUGUUCGUGGCGCUGAGGACGGUGAAUUCCCUAUCAUGUUUUCACCGCAUUGCGCUCCAGUUAAACUCUACUGUCAUGGUAUGGACACAGAAGAUCCGAAGGAGUAUCUCACGUUGCCUGCUGGCUCUGAUAAUAACUAUGCCUCGUUCCACAAGGAGAGACUUAAAAAUUUCCGAAACUGUGAUGGUUCCACUGAUCCAAGUCCUUCCCUAACUGCGAAGUAUUGGGGAAACACGAAAUUCAGCAAGAUUCGUAUAAAUCCGAAGAACGGUCUGGUGAAACAAGAUGAUUUCAGAUUCGCCAUUUCUGAAGGAAACCCGGUGAAGUUUGGCCGCGGUGGCGACUGUUUCUCAUUGGGCGAAUGUCGACGAGGUGGUUUCCAAAUGGAUCUCUCGGGCACUGGACUCGAGUUACGUGAUGACGUCAUGUGGAAAUCUUGGGGCGCACCAAAGGGUAGUAGGAUGAUAAACUUCACAAGAUCCCCUGAUCACACUAAAGUCUCCGCUAUUUGUGGAGGAUCCUGUGGUGGAUGCCAGCCCGCGAGAGGACGAAUUUAUCUUAUUCCAUCAUCUUGCAAUACUCCUUUGGGCAAGAAAUUUAAAAGGUCGAUCAUCGAAGCUACGGAGCUUCUAGAUGAACCGUUUGAACCGUUGCACAAGAAACGAGGGAAAGUCGCUAAGAAAAAAAUUAAACAUAAUAGCAAGGCUUUAAAAGACAUUUCUAAAAAACAUUUCUUGCUCGAAAAACACCGUCGAAACAGGAAACAUAGUAAGAAACAUUAGUUUCCCUGCUGUGUUCAUGAUUCUGUGAAAAUCCACAUAACGCUUUAAUUUUAUGAAAUUGGUAGGCACAUAUAUAUUUGCUCGUAUGGGCAAUUGCAUAAUGAUAUACUAAUCGUACGAGAUCUUCUUUUUAAAAUGGUAUGUGAUGAUCAGUAAAAUACAAGUUAUAUAUAACUGAGAUAUAUAAAUUUAGUGAUAAAAUGCAUUAUUAUACCAUACUUAGUUAUAUUUCAAAGUAUAUCAAAGUUAGUUAAACUAAAUAUUACAUACUGGAUAUUAUAGUUGUAAUAUUUUCGCUAAAAUUUUACUGAACCUGAUCGUGAAAAGGUUUUAAAUCUAA
Dendronephthya gigantea is the source of this 14567-nucleotide messenger RNA. RefSeq lists its product as uncharacterized. The coding region runs from base 110 to 14227 and encodes 4705 amino acids. Gene Ontology annotation, molecular function: zinc ion binding; protein binding; metalloendopeptidase activity. The record is from RefSeq and is a predicted model, not a curated record. The transcript has 67 exons. Lineage: Eukaryota; Metazoa; Cnidaria; Anthozoa; Malacalcyonacea; Nephtheidae.